This is a messenger RNA of Silurus meridionalis, 2534 nucleotides long. RefSeq names its product parietopsin (gene parietopsin). The record is from RefSeq and is a predicted model, not a curated record. The transcript is spliced from 2 exons. The coding region runs from base 441 to 2045 and encodes 534 amino acids. Gene Ontology annotation, biological process: G protein-coupled receptor signaling pathway. Gene Ontology annotation, cellular component: membrane. Gene Ontology annotation, molecular function: G protein-coupled receptor activity. NCBI's taxonomy places the organism in Eukaryota, Metazoa, Chordata, Actinopteri, Siluriformes, Siluridae.
CAACAGGGAUGGAUUAAAAAUCAAAAGCAUAGCACCUGUUAUUGAUACUUAAAAAUCAGUAGGAUAUUAAGCAACAAGAGAUUUAGAAGAUUGAGCCUAAUUUCUGAGGUAUGUUAACUGUUAUUAAAUAUUAGAUUUAUAAUCAUAUGUAUGUUUUAGGAUUUGAUUCUCUAUUUAGUUAAUACAUGUUUUAAUCUGACCACUCAAUUUACAAAAAUGGAGUAUCUGCUAUUGUUAUCUGUCUGUUCACAACAAAAUUUACUCCCAGUGUAAAACUUUUCUCCCCAAAACAUUUUUAGUGAAAAUAUUUUCAUGUAGUGAAGGCUCAUGGUUGUAUGUGAAAUGUUUCAUUGUGAUUAGUAGUGUGUAGUCUCUUUAGGAAAUUAAAGAGAAAGAAUCGAUAAUAGGUGCUAUGUCAGUAUGUUAAAUGCAGCUUGGAAAUGAUUGGUAACUUCACUAAUCCUUGGGGACCAGUUGAUAAGGAUACAUGGCAAAAAAAUGUCCAUUUGGCCAUCUUGAUUAUCAACUGUACAGUGUUGCUUGUAACGUUUUUUGUAGGAAUUGCAGCCAACCUUUUUGUCACGUAUGCUGUGUAUAAUCAGAAAUCCCUCCAGACCUCCACCAAUGCACUGUUGGUUAAUCUCGCAGUUAUAGACCUGCUGCGAUGUGCUACUGACUGUCCAUUGCUCCUGGUUGUCGUCUUGAAUGUAAACAACACCAGAGACCUCGGGGACCUUCUCUGUGAUGGCCAGGUGAUGUCAUUUUCCCUCAGCUGUUGUGUCCAGUUGUUCACUCUGGCAAGCAUUAGCGCUGAGCGACACCAAGCCAUUGCGAAUCCAUUUAAGGUUGCUGAGCGAAGAAAACGAGUUAAAGUGUGGAUCCCGCUCACUUGGGCCAUGGCCAUUGUGGUGUCAGCCCUGUGUGUCAUAUUUGCCAAAGACUCCUCGGUCUAUGUUCAAUGUAGAGCUUUGCAUUGGGAUGCUGUAAAGACAUAUGGCUCAUUUGGACGUUACGUCUUGUUGCCUGUAUGGUCUGUGUGCUUGGUGCUUAUCGUUGGGUUUUAUUUGCACAUAUUCAUCCUGGUCAAAGCACACAACCAAAAGAUUUUUGACAAGGGCACUUCUGCCCCACCUUACCAAAAAGUUCUUGAAGGCAAGACUAAAGUGCAAGAAGCUGUGGAAACCAAGGUCACCAUUGUGACUGAAGCAGUGACACAGAAUGAAAUUCAUGAUACACAUUUCAUGCAAGAGGCAAAUAGGCCAGAACAUGGUACCAACCCACGUAGCAGAGGUCAUGAGAGCCAAAAGACUAUUUUAGCUGUUGCUAAAAGUCAACCUCUUUUUAUCGACACCAAAACCUUGCUUGUCAAGACAGAGGAGACACUUGAAUAUUUAAACCAGCAAAGUCUGAUUCUUGUUUCUGAACUUCACCACAACACAACCAAACUGAUAGAUCUGGAGAAUGGGGGUGAGAAUCCAGGUGAUCCAUCUAAAGAGGCUGAGAAACCAAACUCUGACCAGGUUCCCCAAGCAGCAACCAAAAAACAAUUUGUGACUAUUGUUUUAGAAAUGCAAAACCACAAUACUGAACUAACAGAUCCAAAGAACGUUGAGAGAAACCAAGGUGAUCCUUCAAAAAAUGAAGAGAAACCAAACUCGGAGCAGGUUCCUCCGAAAGCAGAUGAUGCUCAAACUGCUUCAGCAGGCCAAACACUGGAGAUAAUUGGCGAAGUGUGUAUGAUGCCAUCCUUUGCCAACAAGGACAGGAGCAACAAGAAGAAAGAGAGCAAGCUGGCCAAGCGCUCUGGUUACAUUAUUCUUACUUUCAUAGUCUUUUGGAUGCCACUGAUUGGGACAGUGCUCCUGAACAUGUUUCUGAACAGAAAUCAGAUCUGGGAUCUCAUCGAGGAAGUCGAACUCCUUGUGGUCUCCUUUGCCUGCAUGACAUCCCUCACCAACCCGAUCAUUUACGCAGUGGUGAACCCUCAGUUCCGCACAGAAUUCUAUAGCCUAAAAGCGAGAUGUAAAGCAUGGUGCAGAAAAUAACGCUUCAGUCCAUCCAUGUCAAACUUUCGCAACUCUCCAAACCAGAUAUGUUUGUAAAUGCAACCAUGAAACACCUACUUUACUGGUUUCAGUAGGAGAAUGCAUGCAAACUUGAGUUCUGUAUAGCUUAACUUGGUAUCUGACCAUUUAUCGACUUUCUAUAAACAGAGUUACUUACAUCAUAUAUACAUCAUAUUUUUAUGAAAUGGUUCAGUGACAAUCUGGGAUUUUGAUUUUACCCAAAUCUGGAAAUGAACAGAAAGUUUUUUCAUUCUUUUACAAUUAAAAAAUUAAGAAAAUAAAUUAGCUAUUUCUAGAUCUUUAUUUAAAAUUAAGCAAAUUUGUGAUCUUGGGCAUAUUAACUUCUUUGUAGAAAUGGCUAGAUUUGUUCUCGUCUUAACUUUUCCAUUAAAGCAUGUGUUCAACCAACACACAUGAAUUUGGUCUAACAUGGAUUGUCAGGUUUUGAAAUCCAUGCUUCAGCAAAUA